AUGGUAUACCACAGCUCUAACAGAGCUGAGCCUUCUGUAAAGCGAACUAUCACUCUCGCUGACCUGAGUGGAUAUCAGAUCAAUGUCGUACUGUGGGGAGAGCACGCAAAGGCCUUUGAUGGAGAUGAUGUCAUGCAGAUAGGCCAAACUGGUCCAGUCAUUGCUCUAAUUGUUGGGACCCUGGUUAAAAACUAUGAAGGACGCAGGGGGGUUAGUGGUAGCGCAGCAUGCCGAUGGUACAUUAAUGAUGAUAUCUCUGACAUCACCCAAUUUCAUGAAAGCCUCCAAGGAAAGUUCUCUCCUGUAACGAAAAUUAUUCUUCCUGGUCAAACCGCAGAUGAGAAAAGUGCACAGAGCACACGUUUCUUCUGCUCGGUCACUCUGUCCAGGCUCAGUCCUGGUCAGCGUUGGUGGUUCAUGUCUUGUGAGAAGUGCCAUAAAACAGCACAGCGACAUGGCUCUGUCUACAGAUGCACUGACGAUUCAAGGGAGGCCGAGUUUAUUUUCUUCGACAGGGUUGGAAAAGAGAUUGUUGCUAAAUCUUUGAUCACUUUGCUACGUGAAGGGUAUUCCAAUCGUACAACCCUUGAAGAGAUUGUUGAAAUAGCACGUGGAGACCCAGGCAUCCCUAAAGACAUAUCCACUUUGAUUGGCAAGAAGUACAGAUUUGUGGUGUCUAUCUCUUCAAAGAGCUUUAUGCCUGAUGCCGAGGAGACAUCCUUCCAAGUUAUCAGCAUAGAUGUGCCUGUGGAAAAGACCUCGAGCUCUGCGGUUUUAUAUCGCAAGGCAGAUUCCUCUGGACCUUCUACUGGUGAUGUGGGGUGUCCUGGUUCUGGUGAUGUAUCACCCUUAGUGUUGCCCGUUGGAAGCUUCUCAACUGAUACUGGUGCCUUUUCUCUUCCUGCAUUACCUGUUGGAUCUGUCCCGGUCUUGCUCAUCUCCGGUGAUCUGUUUGCAAAGGUUGCUGUUGCUCUUGGCUCUCAAUCGACCCUUGCUUCCCCGCCGUCCGUCAAUAAAAGCGGCGGUGGCUUGAAGAAAGGCCUUUCUAAAACCGAACUAACGAAUGCUGACGUUCGCAAGCCUUUGUUCCCAGUUGACAAAUCUAAGGAAAAUGCAACGCUGGGCGAUGGUCCUGCUGUCCUAGGUGAAGAGGUGGACGGUACUACAAGCGAGGUGCCAUUGGCUGUUGAGGGCACCACCAUUCAAAAAAACAAAAACUCAAGGAGGGCCUGAGACCGAAGAGGUCAGGUGUUGUUGAGUGCUCGCCCUUUUGGACCUUAUCCUUUUGUUUGUGGAUGCGUGAAGAAAUGAUGAAAAUGCUUGAUGAAUCAACCACAAGAGGAGGAUGAAGCGCUUUUGGUUUAUCGCUGGGCUUUCUAAGUUGGUGCAAAUUUGCAUUGCCCUUAUUGUACAUUAUGUCUGCUCUACCUCAACCAUAUCAGGCAGUAAAUGUGACUGCAUCUGACUGAUACCCCUUGCCUAUUGUAGUCUAAGUAUGUGUGUAUCCUACCUCUAUGCUAUCAGUCAGGACAUGUCUGUAUAAGACUUGAGCUCAACUAUUAGUGUAUGCUAAGCCAUCUGCUAGCAACUGAACUAAAGAACCGUCAAUGUAAUAUCAUCAUGUGUGUACUUAAACAUGAUCGAUCAUGCACAUGUGACCUCUUAUGUAUUGAUCAUAUGUUAUCGAUUACUUCUGUUUAUGAUCGUUUGGUAAU
Molecule: messenger RNA, 1715 nt
Organism: Triticum aestivum (bread wheat)
Lineage: Eukaryota; Viridiplantae; Streptophyta; Magnoliopsida; Poales; Poaceae
Exons: 11
Coding region: 1-1233 (410 amino acids)
Source: RefSeq, a predicted model, not a curated record